AGGGAAAAUAAAAGAAGGUGAUAGAGAGAAUAACCCAAUUCGAAGAGGCGGCAGCGCCAUUCUUGAGAGCCCAACGGACGCGGCAAAAUGGCUUCGUCUCUUUGCUUCCAGUUACACACUUGCUCCCAGCUCCGUUGCAUUGCUGCUGCGAAGGCGGCAGCGGUAGCGGCGCCGUCGAGCGUCGCAACAGCGAACCGAACCUUAUCUCUGUUACUAAAACGACCAUUUCUUCAAUCCUUCUGUUUACCAUCGGGAUCUUCCGCCGAGCUUUGCGAGCGGCAACAACUCCGGAGUCCGGAACUCGUGGCGUUGGAAUAUGCGGACCUUAAUCUCUCUCACAAGAUCUUCGAGGAUUCAGGUCACGUCAGAAUCAGGCAGCAUGUUAAUCCACUUAGCUCUUCUUUCUCUGUCCCUACACCAGCCCCUAACUGGGAUGAAGUCUUCAAGGACCCCACGUUGCCCCUCAUGGUCGAUAUAGGAAGUGGUAGUGGCAGAUUUCUCUUGUGGCUUGCAAAAAAACAUCUUGAUUCAAGAAAUUUCUUGGGUCUCGAAAUACGACAGAAAUUGGUCAAGCGUGCCGAUGUCUGGGUCAAAGAGUUGGGAUUUAACAAUGUACAUUUCAUGUUUGCAAAUGCUACAAUUUCUUUUAAACAGAUCAUAUCUUCAUAUCCUGGACCCCUGAUGCUGGUUUCCAUAUUGUGCCCAGAUCCCCAUUUCAAGAAACGACAUCAUAAGCGACGGGUUUUGCAGAAGCCAUUAGUAGAUUCUAUAAUAGACAGUUUAAUGCCAGGAGGGCAGGUGUUCAUACAAUCCGACGUGCUCGAAGUGGCAGUGGACAUGAGACUUUGGUUCGACUCUGUUCCCGAUGUUUUGAAACACGUCGACGUGCUCGACCAGAGUCUUUUGUGUGAUAAAGAUGGAUGGUUAUUGAAGAAUCCAAUGGGAAUAAGGACUGAAAGAGAAAUUCACGCUGAAUCCGAAGGUGCAAACAUUUAUAGAAGAAUGUAUCAGAAGUAUGUUUGCAUUUGAGUCAUCAUUCACUGUUUUUUUUUUUCUUUUCUAGAAAUAUAUUUAUUGCAUAUUUAUAUAUUUUUUUUUAAA
This is a messenger RNA of Cucurbita pepo subsp. pepo (vegetable marrow), 1101 nucleotides long. RefSeq lists its product as uncharacterized. The record is from RefSeq and is a predicted model, not a curated record. Gene Ontology annotation, molecular function: tRNA (guanine(46)-N7)-methyltransferase activity. Gene Ontology annotation, cellular component: tRNA methyltransferase complex. Gene Ontology annotation, biological process: tRNA methylation; RNA (guanine-N7)-methylation. NCBI's taxonomy places the organism in Eukaryota, Viridiplantae, Streptophyta, Magnoliopsida, Cucurbitales, Cucurbitaceae.